AUGGGAACGCAACGUGCUCUAGAUCUCAUACAAAAAUGGUGCACCGGGAAAUCUUUAAGGGUCAAUCCCACUAAAACAGAGAUGGUGCUCUUUACUAAGAGGAGGAAGCUGAAAAUCAUAGCUCCCUCAAUCUUUGGCACGGAGCUUAAAUUCUCAAAGGAGGUACGCUACCUAGGCGUAACUCUGGACAGUAAGCUCACGUGGAGAAGCCACAUUGAAAAGCAGACCAAGAAAGCAACUGCCACUUUCUGGGCAUGCAGAAGAAUAUUUGGCAUAACAUGGGGUCUGAGACCGAAAUUGAUCAAGUGGAUUUACACUGCAAUUUUGGUACCACAGCUCACCUUUGCCUCUGUGGUAUGGUGGUCUUUGCUUAAGAAGAACAUCAACAUCAAGACACUAUUUAAGGUCUAUAGACUUUCUUUGCUGGGGAUAACUAGGGCUUUAAGAACCACAGCAACCCUAGCAAUGGGGGCACUCCUGAAUCUGGAGCCCCCACACAUCACAGCAGAAGCUCUUGCUAUGAGAACAGCAAUGAGACUGCAUUUCAACGGAUACUGGAAAAGGACUAAGACGGGACAUGCAUCCAUCCUAAGGGAUAGGGGACUCGAUGGGCUCCUAGCCCGGGGAGGAGACAUGAGCCCUCGUAGUUACCACUUCAGUCAUCACUACAGAGUCUUCAUUCCAAGUAGGCAGGAAUGGGAAGAAGAAAACAAGAGCAUCCUGUCCCCCGCGGGGCUUGUCUGGUAUACGGACGGCUCCAAAAUGGAAAAAGGGGUAGGGGCUGGUAUCUACAGCAGUGGACCGAAAACAGAAAUUUCUCUGCAACUAGGGGACACUGCAUCGAUUUUUCAGACUGAGGUAUACGCGAUUUGGGCCUGUGUAGAGCACAUCAAAAAGCUCAAUCAGAGGAACAAGCACAUCUACAUCUGUAGUGAUAGUUGCGCAGCGCUCAGAGCACUAGAACAAAUAGAAGUGUCCUCGAGGCUGGUGCGUAGCUGCAUGAAUUUGCUGGAUGAACUGGCGAGAUACAACAGAGUCAAACUCCUAUGGAUACCGGGUCAUAGCGGGAACGCAGGAAAUGACAGAGCAAACGAACUGGCGAAGGCAGGAGCCCGCAAGAGGGACCCCGAGCCAAUGUUCGACAUAGCAGCGCCUUUCAGCCUCAUUAAGUAA
Cotesia glomerata is the source of this 1173-nucleotide messenger RNA. RefSeq lists its product as uncharacterized. Gene Ontology annotation, molecular function: nucleic acid binding; RNA-DNA hybrid ribonuclease activity. Lineage: Eukaryota; Metazoa; Arthropoda; Insecta; Hymenoptera; Braconidae. The record is from RefSeq and is a predicted model, not a curated record. Bases 1 to 1173 code for a protein of 390 amino acids. The transcript has a single exon.